Molecule: messenger RNA, 5697 nt
Organism: Penaeus vannamei (Pacific white shrimp)
Lineage: Eukaryota; Metazoa; Arthropoda; Malacostraca; Decapoda; Penaeidae
Source: RefSeq, a predicted model, not a curated record
AUGGAAGUGUUUGUGAUGAUCAUAAAAAUAUACCCUACAAGCUCCGUUUCGCCUCUGAUUCGGUCAGAAAGGGCCGAAACGGAGCUUGUAGGAGAUUAUUUGCAUAUUUUUAAUGCAAGGAUUAUGCUUUGUGUAACUCAAACUCUAGCCAAUUAUGUGUCCAAUAUGGCCGCCCCAGGACGCAAAACUGUGUUCCAUAAGUCAUCGAUUUCCAGGCCAGAUAACAACGCAAUUUUCAUUAUGUGGACAGAUAGUUGUUGUCACAGCGAGGAGGGCGCGAUGGGCGUGGGCGCGUGGGUGGUGUUGGCAGCGGUGGUUGCCGGGGGGGCACUCACGCCCGCGUCGGCCGCCUUCCUGCUCGACGUGGAGGCGGCGAGAGAUGCCGCGGAAGCCACGAGAGGGAGGUCGCCCCUGCCAGCGAUGGCGUCCUCCGCGGGCACCCAGGGCCCGAGGAUACCGCCACAAGGCGCCCCAGGAUCGCAGAGAGGGCACGAGGGGCAUCAGGAAGGAGUAGAAGUCCUGAGGAUACCGGCCCAAGCUUCGACGUUUGAGGGCGUUGAGGCCACGCCCCAGGCUCUCCCGGAGGACUCGACGCCUUUACCGGCAAAGGGCGACGCCGAGGCUUUCCUGACAGAGGACCCGAGACUCCUGAGGCCUUCCCUCCCGACGGAGCAGCAGCCGAUGCACGAGGCGGGCGCCGUGAACCGGAGGGGCUGGCUCGCCGAGGACCUCGCGGGGACGCGCUACGGAGUCCUUCAGGAGGACGAAUCCACGCAGAGGAUCAACGCCCUCUCGACUGAAGACGUCACAGACACCGACUAUUACUGGGACUCGCACGGGGACGCCGAAGACCUGGACAGACUGGAGACCUCCGAGCUGCGGCCAGAGCAUCAGAGGGACCCCGAGGAGCGUUGGCCCUUUCCGAGCGACAACUACCGGGCCGGCCCCCCCGAGAGCCCCCGGUACCCGCCCGAGGUAGCACAGGUCGUCCCCGAGCCGACCGUUCAGCAGCGCUACGCCGAGCAGAGGCAGCUCCUGACGCAUUAUCUGAAGGAAUACCUGAACGAGCUCACGCGGAGCCCGGACUCGCACCUGGUCGUGCAGCAGUUGAUGCAGCAGCAGCCACAGGCACAGGAGCUCAUGCAGCAGUGGCUUCAAGAGCAGCGGCUGCUGUAUUCGCAAGGCCCUCAGGCAGUUUUAGGGAUCCCGCGGGAGCCGAAUCUUCCCGGGGGUUUGUUCCCGCACUUGCCCGGCCAGCAGAGCCACCUGCAGAAGCUGGUCGAGCAGUACCAGAGGCUCCAGAAGCAGACCUCCUCCGAUACUCAAGCUCCUUCCCAAGCGGCGGGCCAGCUGCCGCUCAGCCAGCCUCCUGCCGUCGCCGACAGCCAGCUGAACCUCAGCUCCGACGUGGACACCUUCAACAUCGUCAUCACCAAGAACCUGACGGGCGGGCAGUCGCAGCCCUCCGUCCAGUAUCUCCCCGACGCGCAGGUGGACGCUCUCCUCCUGAACACCAGCAUCACCUCCGUCAGCAACAUCUCCUCCCUCAGGGACGUGGUCAACAACGCCAUCUCGGCCGCCGUGGCCAACAACCCCGUGGCCAUCCAGGAGGCCAUUGCUCAGGUGGUGGAGCGCCCCGGCCACGAGCCGACCGUCAACGUGAUCAACUCGACCAUGUCGACCCUCGGCGAGGUCGAGUCGGCGCUCAGCACCCUGCUGGGCUCCACCGUGGUCUACGAGGAGAACCCGGCCGCCAACACCGCCGUGGGCUACAUCCCCCGCCCGGACAGCUCCGUGGUGAGCAAGCUCCUCAACAACACCAUCGGCGUGGAAAACGUCAACGUCAACUCGACGUCGAAGACUAACGUGGUCAACAUCUUCAUCAUUAACAUCAUCGGCGGCGCUGACGGCGAGGGCAGCCAGCCCCCGCCGCCCCCAGCGCCCCUGCCCUCUGCCCUAGCGCCCCUGCAGCCGGCCCCAGCGCCCCUACACGCCCUACAGCCGGCCCCAGCGCCCCCCGCGAUCAGCAGCUUCCACGUAGUCUCUGCCAUUCCCGCGCCCUCUCUGGCUGGGCCGCAGGAGGUCCCCGCCGGCUACGUCCCGACGAAUCUUGCAGGACCCAGUCACGCCGCGUCCCUCGCUGGCCGACCCCGCCCGCCAGGAGCACUGCCGCAGGGGCCGUUCCCACCGAACCCACAGACGGUUCUCCCCCCCGCUCCCCCCAUGGCUGUCCUCCCCCCUGCCAUCCCGCUUCCCGGCUCCCCGAUCCCGCCCCUUGGCGCCGCAGGGCAGGGCGAGCCCCAGGCGGGGUCGAGCGGCGGCGCCCGUCCAGGGGCGUCGCGGCCCGAGAACCCCGACGGCAUCAACCUGAAUAACAACGAAGUUCUGCAGCUUCUGCCGGACUUCGUGCGGGCGACGACCAUCCCGCCGGUGGUGCCGCUCUACAACACCUCCGCCCACCAACUCCUCGAGCAGAAUCCCUCGGUCCUCGGGCUCCUGCCCAACCAGGUCUUCGAAAUCACCAAGCCCAAGUUUCAUUUCGACAACAGCACGACGGGAGGAAUCAUCAGGAAAGUCCCCGUCGGGAACCUCACCGAAUUCUUCCCGCCCAAACGGGCUCCUACGCAAGCCCAGAGGACCCCCCAGCCGAGCAGCCCGGCGUUCCAAGGCAACAGGUAUCAGUACCAAAGCUACGAAACCUCGGCCGUUCCAAAUCGGCCACUCCCCUUCGAAAGCAGCCUCCUUCAGAACUACCCGCGGCUCCCCGACCAGGGCUCCCCGUUCUACUACUCAGCGGGAGGCGACACGCCCACGAGCCGGCUGCCUGCGCGCCACCAGAACCCUGCGCAAGCAUACAACGUCGUCAGCCAGGCGCAGGCAGAACUGAGCAACUUUGCUAAUCUUCUUCAGCUGACGAGCAAUGACACCAACGCUGAGAACGAAGAAUCGGCCUUGCCAAAUUAUGCCAACUUGCGGACUGAAACGAGCGGACCUUCACAAAGAUUUGGAUUUACAGAAGAUACUGACGUCACACAGGAUACAAAGGAGGACGUAACAAAGACAGAGCAGAUGAUAGCGACCUCGACAGCGGUCGCGGCGGACCCGGCUAGCGCAGCAGAGCCCAAGUCCAGACUGCAGAUGGACAACCUCAUGAAGGCGGUGGCAAUCGGAGCUUUGCCCAGUUCGAUUGCCUUCGCCACCGCCCUCUGGCCCUACUGGGCUCCCCUCCUGCUGGGGCGCCGCAGGAAGCGUGACGCGAGCGCCCUCGGUGACCCCGCCGACCGAGCCCGUAUUUCCAACGACUGGCUCAGCAUCCUGACGGGGGCGAAGUACAAGGAGGCCGGCGCGGACUUCCCGUCGGCCUGGGACCGCCUGGCGCUCAGGAAGAACAACCAGAAGAACUCGGCGGCGCCAACGCGGAUCGCAGCAGAGGAGGCCUCGAGGCCGACUCCCGCGGGAGAGUCGUCCUCCUCGAUUCCCGGCGACGAUUCGCCUUCGGAAGCACCUUCGGAAGCGCCUCCGUCGACCGACCGAGCGGCCACCGGACCGCCGGAGGAGGCGCCGGCUCCCGAAGGAUCAGCGGCUGCCUUGGCGGACUCGGAGAGCGAGAACAUCCUCAGGACGACAGAAAAGGCCACGACCGUGAAGCGCGCGACGCCCGCCGGCCCGCCCCUGACGACGACGGGGAAAGGCAUGGAGCAGUCGGUGGCGCAGGUGAUCUCAUCGCUCAGCCCGACCGGCAGCGCGCCCUUUACCGUGGAGGCGCAGACGGAGGCCGGAGCCGAGCAGCAAAAGGAGGACGACGCCCCGGCGGACGUGGCCCUCGUCACCAACUUCCUCUACUCGACGCUGAACGACUGGAACAGAGAGAGCCCCACGACGAGGAACGACCCUCCCGCCGAGGAGGAGCAGCCGGCCGUCAAGGAUCUGAUCGAGCUGGACAUCAGCACGGGCGCGCCGACGCAGGUGAACACCGCCACCAACAGCCCCAUCAUCUUCAUCAACGGCUUGCAGGGCAUCUCCAGCGUGGCCAGCGCGAGGCCGGAGACGACGCGCCCGACGGCGGCGGAGACGGAGUUCUUCACGUUCCAGCCUCGACCCGCGCCCACGACCGAGAGGACGACAGUUCCUGCGUCGUCUUCGUCUAUUUCGUCGACUUCAUCGACUGCAGCAUCAUCUUCGGCAUCAAUUACAACAUCAGCGACAGCAACGACAACAGCAUUAACGUCAGCGUCAACUUCAGCACUAACGUCAACCUCGACGCCGGCAACAACGUCAGCCUCGACGUCGGCAACAACGUCAGCCUCGACGUCGGCAACAACGUCAGCCUCGACGUCGGCAACAACGUCAGCCUCGACGUCUGCCCCAACGUCGGCCUCGACAUCAGCACCAACGUCAGCGUCAACCUCAACCUUGACAUCAGCUCUAACGUCAGCCGCGACGUCUCCCUCGACCACCAGCGCCCCCGUGAGACGGAGGCCGAGCUCGACGACCUCGCGGCCGGUCGUGUUCAUCAACAACCAGCCGGUGACCAUGGACGACCUGGUGGCGGGCUCCGGCUUCACGUCCAGCCCGGCGCUCGUGCAGAUCCAGUCGUCGUCGACGCGGCCUGCGAGCUCUGGCGUCCGCAUCCCUAUCUUGUCCCAGUGGAACACCCGCAUCUUCGCCACCACGCGCGCCGACCCCUCCACCACGACCACGGCGCCCACAACCACCACGACCACGGCGACCACAACCACCACUCCAAAGCCGACAACCACAACCACCACUCCAAAGCCGACAACCACUACUACGCCCACCACCACCACCACCACCACACCUACUCCAACCACCACCAAGAGGACAAGAGUUGCAACCACAACGACCACAACUACCACAACCACCACGACCACCUCCCCCACCACGACGACGACGACCGAGGCGCCCGGCAUCUUCGACUCCAUCGCGACGGUGCUGGCCGACGAGGACGGCCAGCUGCAGUCGGCGGUGAGCUUCGUGGGCUCGGUGGCCGUGUACGGGGCAGCGGCCCUCAUGCCCCUCUGGCUGCCCAUCGUCCUAGGCAAGAGGCGACGGCGACGGGACCUGCAGCUGGAGGACGACCUCCAGGACAUCCUUGAGGCCGUGAGAAUGAUCCACAGCCCGCUCCCCGUCGCACGGAGCCUCGAGUUCGGUGACUCUGAGGAAGGCAAGAAGCCCCUGAGGCGGAGAGACCGGGCGGCCGGCGCGGAGGCCGACGAGGAGGCGAUCAACAUCUACGAGCAGUUUCCCCUCUUGAGGCACUUCGUCGAGUUCCUCAAGGAGGAGCUGAAGAACCGCGCGAAACUCAAAGGGAAAUAGACGAAGGAAGCGCAUCGCCGAAGGUGACCCUGCACUGCGAAGGUCGUGGGCAGAGCGUCUUCAUUAUUUAUGUAGAUUUUGCUAUGUUGAUUUUCAAUAUUUAUUAAUCUAUUUAUGUAAGUAUAAGAUACUAAUAGGAUAAGAUACUAAAAGUCGCUUAAUAUAUGAUCUUAAUAUAUACAAUUAUCUGUUGCAGUAUUUCGGUUAAGCCACAAUCGUGUCAUUUCGUACAUAUAUUUCGUAAAAAAUAAAAGGUUUAAAAGUUCCUGAGAGUACAUCAAUAUCAGAUAUUUUCUCUCUCUCUCUCUCUCUCUCUCUCUCUCUCUCUCUCUCUCUCUCUCUCUCUCUCUCUCUCUCUCU